UCGUGUGAUUUCGCUCGCCCCCGCCUUGUUCUUUUUCGACAUCCCGUGGCGAUUACACGCGUUUGCACCCGCUCCCGCUUGGGUUGAAAAUUUUCCUUGCCUAGCCGCGCUCUUCAAAUCUUUAACCAACAACAAUGGGUGUCCCAGCUGGUGAUGUUGAGAAGGGCAAGAAGCUGUUCGUGCAGCGGUGCGCCCAGUGCCACACCGUCGAGGCCGGUGGCAAGCACAAGGUCGGCCCGAACCUGCACGGACUGUUCGGCCGCAAGACGGGCCAGGCCGCCGGCUUCAGCUACACCGACGCCAACAAGGCCAAGGGCAUCACCUGGAACGAGGACACGCUGUUCGAGUACCUGGAAAACCCGAAGAAGUACAUCCCCGGCACGAAGAUGGUGUUCGCCGGCCUGAAGAAGCCGCAGGAGCGUGGCGAUCUGAUCGCCUACCUGAAGUCGGCCACCAAGUAAGGUGCAUAAGGGGUCGAAUUACCCGUGGGGGUGUGCGGUGGUGCUCGUGGUGUACUGUUAAGAACGGGUAUCGGUGUCCUAAAUUCAGCCAAAACACUGCUACAGAUUGAAGAGAGAAAAUAGAACUCACACACACUCACUCAAGCUUCUUCUCCAUUGAGAUUCGGAACGUUUAAGAUCAGCAAAAGAACCGUAAGAAAUAGGAAACAGACAGAUAGAAAGAUAGGCAUGAGCGCACA
Messenger RNA from Anopheles merus, 700 nucleotides. Its product is annotated as cytochrome c-2. The record is from RefSeq and is a predicted model, not a curated record. Gene Ontology annotation, cellular component: mitochondrial intermembrane space. Gene Ontology annotation, molecular function: heme binding; electron transfer activity. Bases 135 to 461 code for a protein of 108 amino acids. NCBI's taxonomy places the organism in Eukaryota, Metazoa, Arthropoda, Insecta, Diptera, Culicidae. Gene Ontology annotation, biological process: mitochondrial electron transport, ubiquinol to cytochrome c; mitochondrial electron transport, cytochrome c to oxygen. The transcript has 2 exons.